CGCGUGUGAUGUCUGGGGCAGCGAUUGGCCCUCGCCUGCAGGGGGCUUCUCUCACCGGGACUUGGGACUCCCGGGAAGUGGACUGGCAGAGGAGGGGGCAAGCUUGCUGUCUCUGCGGACGGAACAGAAGACCGCGGCGUGAGGCGGCCUCCCUGGGCCGGGUGGGCUGGCGAGCAGACGCGGCGGCGUGGAAGAGGCUGUGAGGAGCGCGUAGUGUAGGGGGCGGCGCGGAGACACCAUGGCCCCGCAGAACCUGGGCACCUUCUGCCUGUUGCUGCUGUACCUCAUCGGGGCAGUGAUCGCCGGGCGAGAUUUCUAUAAAAUCUUGGGGGUGCCUCGCAGUGCCUCUAUAAAAGAUAUUAAAAAGGCCUACAGGAAACUAGCCCUGCAGCUCCAUCCUGACCGGAACCCGGAUGAUCCACGAGCCCAGGAGAAAUUCCAGGACCUAGGUGCUGCUUAUGAGGUUCUGUCAGAUAGUGAGAAGCGGAAACAAUAUGAUACUUAUGGUGAAGAAGGAUUAAAAGAUGGUCACCAGAGCUCCCAUGGAGACAUUUUUUCACACUUCUUUGGAGAUUUUGGUUUUAUGUUUGGAGGAACCCCUCGCCAGCAAGACAGAAAUAUUCCAAGAGGAAGUGAUAUCAUUGUAGAUCUAGAAGUCACUUUGGAAGAAGUGUAUGCAGGAAAUUUUGUGGAAGUCGUUCGAAACAAACCUGUGGCAAGGCAGGCUCCUGGCAAAAGGAAAUGCAAUUGUCGGCAAGAGAUGCGGACCACCCAGCUGGGCCCAGGCCGCUUCCAGAUGACGCAGGAGGUGGUCUGCGAUGAGUGCCCCAACGUCAAACUAGUGAAUGAAGAACGGACACUGGAGGUAGAAAUAGAACCUGGGGUGAGAGAUGGCAUGGAAUACCCCUUUAUUGGAGAAGGUGAGCCUCACGUGGAUGGGGAGCCUGGAGACCUCCGGUUCCGAAUCAAAGUUGUCAAGCAUCCAAUAUUCGAAAGGAGAGGAGAUGAUUUGUACACAAAUGUGACAAUCUCAUUAGUUGAGUCUCUGGUCGGCUUUGAAAUGGAUAUUACUCACUUGGAUGGCCACAAGGUGCAUAUUUCCCGGGAUAAGAUCACCAGGCCAGGAGCCAAGCUAUGGAAGAAAGGAGAAGGUCUCCCUAACUUUGACAACAACAACAUCAAGGGCUCUUUGAUAAUCACUUUUGAUGUGGAUUUUCCAAAAGAACAGUUAACAGAGGAAGCACGAGAAGGCAUCAAACAGCUCCUGAAGCAAGGAUCAGUGCAGAAGGUAUACAAUGGACUGCAAGGCUAUUAAGAGUGAAUAAAAUUGGACUUUGUUUAAAAUAA
Molecule: messenger RNA, 1347 nt
Organism: Tupaia belangeri chinensis (Chinese tree shrew)
Lineage: Eukaryota; Metazoa; Chordata; Mammalia; Scandentia; Tupaiidae
Gene: DNAJB11
Product: DnaJ heat shock protein family (Hsp40) member B11
Exons: 10
Coding region: 239-1315 (358 amino acids)
Biological process (GO): protein folding; protein maturation
Cellular component (GO): endoplasmic reticulum
Molecular function (GO): misfolded protein binding
Source: RefSeq, a predicted model, not a curated record